CGUCCGGUCUUUAUUGUUUUGUUUUCUUGGCUUGUGGCACCUAGACAACAAGGACUUGGCAGUUCCUUUUCAGACAGGUAUUUGGCCUUAGUCGUGUACACAUGACUGAAUUUAACGCCGAAAGUAAAAAAAGGGUACUCUGGCGCCACGUUAAAGAAGGCUGCUAGCAAGCUAGCUAGGCAAAAGAAAACAGCUAUCUAGCAUAUCUACAGCUUUAGCUCGAGAGCUAACUAGCUAGUAACGCUCAGUGUAGACAUUUCUGCGGCCUUUUUAGUCUAAGAUAGGCUACAGCUGUUAUAUCUUCAAAUAUUUACAAUGGAUGUAAAUUUAACAAUUUCUCUUAUGAGAGGCCAAAUGGGAGUUGUCAUUGAAAAGGCAGUGAACGCGGCCGUGGAGACGGUGCUGGGAGAGAUGAUCCGGGUGGUCAGUGUCAAGUUUGAGGAGUUCAGGAGGGAAAUGACGGCCAAAGAGCGAGAGAACGAGAAUAUAAGAAACAUGUUAGAGAUGUCGCGAUGUCAAAUGAAGUCCAUGAGGAAGUAUGUUAACGCCCUGACCGCGAAAGCUAAGCACGACAGACAGACAUUCACCAAUCACAGACAUACGCUCACUCAGUUUGACGCCUCCUCGACGCGACAUGUCGGUGUGAGCCACGCCAGAGACGUCGCACCUGCUCUGGGAACGCAGCCGAGAAGAACUUCAGCUAAUGUUGGGGCAGCUUGUGAAGCUCAGAGCCCUGUGCCGAAACCGCGUAACGCCGAGACCGGGCUCGCUGACGAGCCAGCGUGGGAAAACCAGAUAAACGUGCCCAAAUCUCAAAAUGUGAUACAAGAACCCAUCCCAAACGAGAGCUACACAAGUCCUGAGAUUGGCAACGAAGAUCAAGUAUCAAAAAUGCAUUUGGGAUCAGUGAAAGCAGAAACAGCAAAUGCCACUGUGAUGGGAAGCAGAGGCUUGGUGGCAGAGAGCAGCGAUCCUUUGUGGGGUCAGACACCUCCAUCUUCUUCAGAGGUGGAACACACUGACCCACUAGACUCCAGCCUCCUCCCUGCAGCCAAUCCAAGGGAGAUAUUCAGCACGACCGCAGCAGACUGUGAAGGGUCUCCUUUCAAGGUCAAACAAGAGGAAGCUGAAGUGGAAAUAGUCCAGGUGAAGGAGGAGCCGGCAGAAGUGGUCAACUCGUCCUCCUCGGAUUGUCCCAGGCUGGAGCUCUCUCAGCACGCAGCAGAAGGAGGGCCCAGCUUCUCCCUGGAACUGCCUGUGACCCAGCAGUGUCACCAGAUUUCAUGCCCUCCCAUCAGUGAAGCAGCCUUCAUGAGUGUGGACCCGAUCACAUAUGGCGAGUCCCAACUGGCCAUGGCCAGCAGCCAGCGGCAGGGCUGUGUGUGGGCCAAGGACCUGAACAUGUACGAGGAGUACAAGCGCAAGCGGACGGAGGUGCGGAGGCGAAGCGAGACGCGGAGGCGCGAGUUGGAGCAGACGCUGCCCCAGGCCCUGCUGGCUGACCUGGUGAAGGAGCGCAGGGAAAAGACCCGCCUGCGGGUGGCGCGCUGGCGAGCCAAGCGCAAGCUCCAGGCCUGCCUCAUGUCCCAGGCAGCGCAGCUGAGCGGGCCGCCAGUGCAGACGCUCUGCGCACAGCCCACUGUUCGGAGGCAGGGAGGAGUGGCCACCCAGCAGGGGAGCUUCAGCUUGGGCAGGGCCCAAGGCGAUGCUGGGCCGUCCUCCUUGCCACUGCAGGUGGGAUCCGGGCCUCUCCUCGUGGCGCAGAGACUCAGCAUGGCAGAGGGGCAAAUGCAGCCUGGAUCCAGUACGUUCCCGUAGCAGAGAUUUCCAGUGCCAGUGAUGGGGCGUGAUGUAUACAUGAGUUUGUGACAGUGAAAAUUUAUUUAUGACAUACUUAUGUAUUUUGCAGUGUGUGAAAAUUGUUUUUGGGGUUUUUUUUUCUAUUUCAAAAGAGGAAUGGUAAUGAGUCUUAUGCAUUAGUAAGAUAAUACUGGCUCAUACGGGGGCAUGUCUUUAAAUAACCCUGCAUACAACACAAGUUGCAGUGAUUGAAGCUGUUGGGAAUGCAAAGAGCCCUGUUCCUACUGGAAAGGUUAAGAUGGCUGGAUCACUGUUCUUCAUGGAGCGACCGUCUUAUCUCCAUUAGGAGAACUACACUAUAUUGCCAAAAGUAUUUGCUCGUCUGACUUUGCAUGCAUAUGAACUUGAGUAACAUCCCAAUCUUAAU
Messenger RNA from Electrophorus electricus (electric eel), 2227 nucleotides. RefSeq lists its product as uncharacterized. The record is from RefSeq and is a predicted model, not a curated record. NCBI's taxonomy places the organism in Eukaryota, Metazoa, Chordata, Actinopteri, Gymnotiformes, Gymnotidae.